AUGAAAGAUCUUGGAAGACUGAAUUAUUUUCUUGGUCUUGAGGUAUAUUAUGGGAAGAGUGGUAUCUCUCUUUCACAGGUCAAGUAUGCCUCUGAUUUGAUAUCUAGGACCUUGCUCACUGAUGAAGCUGUUAAAAACACUCCCAUUGGACCUAAUGCUCAUUUUGUUCCUACUGAUGGGACUGUGUUAGAGAACCCAACACGUUACCAGCAAUUAAUUGGAGGACUCAUCUAUCUUACUAUGACUUGUCCAGACAUUACCUAUGCAAUUCACAUUAUUAGUCAAUUCACGUCUGAGCCCCAAACCACUCAUUAUGCAGCCGUUCUCUGGAUUCUUCAAUAUGUUAAAGGAACCUUGUAUCAUGGCCUUUAUUUCUUUGCAAGGUCUUCUCUCAUUUUACAGGCUUACACUGAUGCUAAUUGGGGAGGUGACCAUGCCGAUCAUUGA
Messenger RNA from Neltuma alba, 447 nucleotides. RefSeq lists its product as uncharacterized. Lineage: Eukaryota; Viridiplantae; Streptophyta; Magnoliopsida; Fabales; Fabaceae. The record is from RefSeq and is a predicted model, not a curated record. Bases 1 to 447 code for a protein of 148 amino acids. The transcript has a single exon.